Messenger RNA from Drosophila bipectinata, 971 nucleotides. It is a transcript of the gene Acyp2, whose product is annotated as Acylphosphatase 2. Gene Ontology annotation, molecular function: acylphosphatase activity. The record is from RefSeq and is a predicted model, not a curated record. NCBI's taxonomy places the organism in Eukaryota, Metazoa, Arthropoda, Insecta, Diptera, Drosophilidae.
UACUACGAGCGGUCACUAUGGCAUUGCAAUGUGAAUCUAUUUUGGUUGUCAGAAUUUUUGUAUUACUGUCUCUAUUGAGAUAUCUAGGAGUAAACAGUUUAAGCUCGGAGAAAAUCUACGAUCAGGACGUCGCAAUGGCCGGAUCCGGAAGUGCCAAGAAGCUCUUUGCUUGCAAUUUCGAGGUUUUUGGACGAGUUCAAGGUGUGUUCUUCCGCAAGUACACGGAGCAAACAGCUCAAAAACUGGGUCUCAAAGGAUGGUGCAUGAACACCAAAGAGGGCACUGUCAAAGGACAACUAGAGGGCCCCUUGCCCCAGCUAAACGAAAUGAAGCACUGGCUCCAGACCAAGGGCAGCCCUAAAUCUAUAAUAGAAAAGGCGGAAUUUACGCCAUCCCAAGAAAUUGCUGCUGCAAGUUUUUCAAGAUUCGAAAUUCGUCGCUAAUUUACAAGACAUUAUCAUUAUUAUUUUAGUUUAGUGUUCUGAUAGUUCAUAAUGCGCAUAGAACCCCACAAAUCCACAGAGAACACCUAAACCAAAAUUGCACGCAAAUAUUACAAAUAUUGCAAAACAGAUUAAUCGAACCACCCCCCAGGGUUGCAUUUUUUGGUAGUGUGGCCAGUGUUGGCUUACGCCAAAAUAUAGCGAAAACCCCAUCUAUUUGUACUGCUCGCACACCCAACCAGAUACGCCAUUGCCUUUGAAAAGACAUGGGCGAGAGCGAGAACACUAGCUGGGCGACAUGCGUACUUUGGUCGAAAUCGAAAACGAAACGAGUACAGCUUCGAUACACGUCGUUUGCUAAAAGCGUAGCAGGGCAGCAGUAAAGCAAUGAAAAAACUAAAUGAGGAGGAAAAACCGUGAAGCGAGCACCGUACAAUUCCAAUCCGCCAUUGUGUAAGCAAAUAAUAAAACCACUGUGAACAUUGUGCGUAUACUGAGAAUAAAAUAUAUUUAAUUUUCCGACAAAAA